CACAUUAACGAUGUACUUCAGACAGCACUGGAAAGAUGAAAGAUUGUCGUACGAUCCUUGUCUUGGAAAUGUCUCCCUCAACGGCCGACUAGCAGACAGCAUCUGGGUACCGGAUACUUACUUCCCUAACGACAAGCGUUCUUUCGUUCAUGACGUCACAGUCACAAACAGAUUACUUCGAUUCCACUACGACGGUACCAUCACAUACGGCAUGAGGAUAACAAGUGUUGCUUCGUGCUAUAUGGAUUUGAUACAUUACCCAAUGGAUGAACAGAACUGCUCUCUAGAAAUUGAAAGUUAUGGCUAUACGACAGCAGAUGUCAACUUAGUGUGGAAGUAUGGCGACGAUUCACUAGAGGGAGUCAGCAAUAUUGAAAUGGCCCAGUUUACACUUAGCGAUUACAAACUUAUAGUCAAAAUGCAGAAUUUUUCAACAGGGGCACACUCGUCUCCUCACGUGGAGAGGUAUGAUGAGGUAGCGAGAAACCCACGUUCAAGAAGAAGUUCGUAUCCUCGUCUAGCUUUAACGUUUAGAAUCAAGAGAAAUGUGGGAUUCUUCUUCCUUCAGACAUAUCUUCCAUCAAUCUUACUCGUCAUGUUAUCAUGGGUGUCUUUCUGGAUCAAUCAUGAAGCAACAUCAGCAAGAGUUUCAUUAGGAAUAACUACGGUCCUGACGAUGACCACGAUCAGCACGGCAGUAAGGCAAUCGUUACCAAGAAUCUCCUAUGUCAAGUCCAUCGAUAUCUACGUCAUCACAUGCUAUUCCUUCGUGUUCGCCGCCCUGGUCGAGUACGCCAUCGUCAACUUCCACUAUUGGUCUGAACAGAAGAAGAAAGUAAAGGAGGCGCAUGGCAUCAAGAAUAACCCUUCGUCAAAUAGCAAUAAUAAAAAACAGCCUGAAGUCAGAUAUGAUCAGUUACAGCAGUUCAACCCCCAGGUGGCGCUACGACUAUCCCAACUGGAUUCCGAAGAGGAUAACGUCGACGACGGCGAAAUGAAAAACAGCAUAGGUUUAGACGCCAUCAAUGGUAACGACCGCUGUCAUCGCCGAACAUCACUGACAUACAGACCACAGCACAGAAGCACAACACAAAAUAAUGCAAGAAACAGCACGUCAUACGGACCGCGUUAUACGAACGUCAAUCCGAGUCUUACGAGGCGUCGGAAAAAGAAGCCGAAGAAGAUCCGAGUUUUGCCGAAGAUCCGAAAUGUAAAUACAGUAGACCGAGUGUCACGAAUCCUCUUCCCUUUUGUGUUUUUAGUUUUUAAUGUAUUAUAUUGGGUAGGGUAUCUGUACGUAUUGCCUAAUAAGUCAAAACAUGAAUAGCCAUUGUAUUUACACUUAUUAUCAGCAUUAAAUAUAUUUAUCUCAAACUACAUAGAUUACAUUGUAUCUCCACAGCAUAGUUAUUGCGUAGAAAGAAUAAACUCGCAAUCCCUAAUUUUUCUACAUCUGGGGACCGUUUCAUGAAAGUUGUCAGCACUGACAAGUUGUCUUUCUCCGACAGUUACCAUAGUAACAGUCAGAGGCCAGUACCUUUCAGCCAAUCAAAACCAAGGAUUCACUGAAAUUGUCAGCACUGACAAUUUAGUCAGUGCUGACAACUUUGAUGAAACACCCACCUGAACUACAUAUAGCAUAGCAUAUACAGAAUUUGCAAGCUAAUAGAGAUGUUAAAUAUUUUCUACAUCAUAACCAUUCAUAAUUAUGUUAAAAGAGGCGAGAGCAACGUUUGGGCCUCUUAAAAAAAUUGUACACCAUUAGAUAUCUUUGAUCAUAUUGAACUCAGUUCUUGACCACUAUUUCUCACAAAUAUUAUAAUAUGCAUCUAAUAAGUUAUUUUGGAACUAAUGUUUUCACUAUAAGCUUAUCUUUUUUGUUCUUUCACCAUAUCUAUGUUGAAAACAUUGACGAAUAUGAAUUCGAAUAUAUCCAGAUAUAGUCUUAUGAUAUCCUUAACCAUACAUUAUAUUUAUCUUUUAUUAAUAAUUUAGAUGGUUUUUACAUGUUUUUUUUCAAUAAUUGAAGUUUUUAUUCCGCAAAUACUGAUUUCACAUCACGCAAAUCAAAGUUUUCCUCAUACCUCUCUCAUCACCAUAUCGCUAAAUCAUAGAAUUUCCAAUAGAGCUUAUGCAUGUGACGUCACAGUAUCAUAGUGCCCAGAGGUUAAAGGUAUAGUUUUGAGAUAUGCGUCAGCAGCAGAUCACCAAUGCACAGAAGGCAAUGAUACUUGCCUCUAAGAUCGCACUAUGAUAACGUCAAUGCAUAGGGUCUUUUCUGCUGGCACACCCCUUAUUGCAUCAGAUCAUGUAGUGUGAAAUUUGGUUUCCUUGCCGAGGGACAAGUAUAACUGGUGUGUUGGCUCAGUUGGUAGAGCGUCUGUCUCAAAAAGUGAGGUCGGGAGUUCAAACCCCAGCCGCAUCAGACCAAAGGAUGGGAGUUGCUGAAACCUUGUUUGGCGUUCAACGAUUUAAGGUAUAGAGCAACGUCGAUCUGGCGCUGCUGAGUGACUGCCGGACCCACGAUCAAUUGGGCUAAAUUAAUUUUCGGAGUAUUUCUAUAUAUGAUAUCUUUUUCUAACAAAAAAAAAGAAGGAUUUUUGUUUUUUAUCGGCAGCGUUCGAACCCGAGUUUCGUGAAUACAAGACCAGUUAAUUGUCCGCUCGAUCUCAGUACUUUAACUCAGAAAAAUGGGAGAGAGAGUGAUAGAGGGGGGGGGUUGAUGUAUAAGGAAUGGAGUGAAGAGAAGAAAGGCAGGAGAGAGUAAGAUACAGAGAAGGGGAAAAAGAGAGGGGGAGUUAAGUCUAGAUCUAGACGUUAGUAGGUAUUUGUUCAGAAAACCAUAUCUUUACUCUUUGCGUAUAGUAUAUGCUUACCAAUAUACCAGUCUUCUCUUUUCUCGCCUUCUCUUAUGGAGACUGGAUAUGAGCAGAGAUUAGUGGGAGGUAGAAACUCUGAGGAAGAGAUUGAGGCAUGACAAGAGUAACACAUGACAAAAGGUGUAGAGUGGGCAGUGGCAGAGUCGAUAUGAAUAAAUCUAGCAUCGGGUGUAAAAAAAUCUGAAAAGAAGAGGUUUCGAAGGAUAGAGAUAGAAAGAAGAUAAUGCAAAGGGGAAUGAGCACGCGUUGAUGGAACGCUUCAGGGAUGAGAAAGCUAGUAGAGAGAGAGGGGGUGUAAAACAACAGAGCAGAAGUUUGGUUAGCAAAGCAAAAUAUUGAAUAUUUCGAACGACGAAAAAAAGAUAUAGAUAAACAAAUUCAAUUCAAAUGGAUUGAGAGCAAAUCCGCAUAAGAGAGGAAAUAAAGAAGAAAUGAACGAACGG
Molecule: messenger RNA, 3322 nt
Organism: Lytechinus pictus (painted urchin)
Lineage: Eukaryota; Metazoa; Echinodermata; Echinoidea; Temnopleuroida; Toxopneustidae
Product: gamma-aminobutyric acid receptor subunit beta-2-like
Exons: 7
Coding region: 11-1327 (438 amino acids)
Biological process (GO): nervous system process; chloride transmembrane transport; regulation of membrane potential
Cellular component (GO): plasma membrane; GABA-A receptor complex; synapse
Molecular function (GO): chloride channel activity; neurotransmitter receptor activity; extracellular ligand-gated monoatomic ion channel activity
Source: RefSeq, a predicted model, not a curated record